Amphiprion ocellaris (clown anemonefish) is the source of this 12020-nucleotide messenger RNA. RefSeq names its product PDZ domain-containing protein 4-like. Bases 4980 to 8138 code for a protein of 1052 amino acids. The transcript has 18 exons. Lineage: Eukaryota; Metazoa; Chordata; Actinopteri; Pomacentridae. The record is from RefSeq and is a predicted model, not a curated record. Gene Ontology annotation, molecular function: protein binding.
AUUAAUUGGACGCUGCAGGUUAUUGGCUGAAUGAAGCUGCAGCCGAGACGAAGCUGCAGAAGAAGAAGAGCAGCAAGCAGAAAGCUGCAUCCUCCUCUAACAUCCCAUCAUACGGCACGUCGCCACGGAAACACUGCAUCCGCGCUGUCACAGGGAAUAAAAGCAGCAGGAAGAGAAAGAGGAGGAGGUCUGCAGGACCGGAGGACCGGAGGAUUGGAGGGAGGCUGCUGGAGGUCUGAGCCCAGCAGAGCUUCACCUACUGGGGGGCGAGCAGCAGCUGGACCCUGCAGGGAAACAUCUGGAAGCUUCAAACAUCUGGAAAAGAGUCCAGCAGCGAAACUAAUCCGGAUGGAAACUGCAGCAGGAGGAUUUCUGAGGAUUUAUUCAGAGAACAAACGUUAAAAACCUUCACCUGUUUGGAUUAUCAGACCUGGAGGAGCAGAAACGGAGCAUAAAGACUCUUUGGAUGCAGGUUCAGGGACGUUUCUUUGAGGAUUUAGUGGUUUUUCAGUUUUUGUUUCUUUUCUGGGAUCCUGGACCUGAAAUUUCAUCCAAAUCUCAACCUUAACCUUCGUUUCUGGUCUAAAUCAGCAGAAAACAGCUGCAGAGAAGCUUCAAAAACCAACAGGAAGGCUAAAUUUACAGAAAUAUCACAGAAAAGUCACAUUUCUUUGGCAGUUUAAGCUGCACAUCACCUUAUUUUUGAUAUUUUAUCCAUCAUUAUAAGAGAAUUUAUCAAUUUUAUUCAAAAAACAAGAGAGAAAAGAACAAUUUGGUCAUUAAUUUUUCAUCGCUUAUACUCAGAAGUCUCUUAUUUUCAAUAUUUUAGCUGCAUCAUUUUUAAUUUACACUUUGGAUUAAUAAACUUUUAUUCGUCACUUUAAGAGAAAUUCACAAAAUUGUUACAAACCAAAAGUUUAAAACUACAUUGAGUUCAAAAUAUCACAUAUUUAGGGCUGAAAAAUUACAUUUCCUAUUUUCUUCAGCUGUUUAAUCUUCACAUCAGCUUAUUUUUAAAAAAGUAUUUAGCAUAUUUUAUCCAUUAUUCUGAGAGAAUUUAUCAAAUUUAUUUUACAAACAAAAGAGAAAAGAACAAUUUGGUCAUAAAUCUUACAUCAGUUUGACUCCAAUAUCACUUAUACUGAUCAUUUUUGUUGCUGUUUUUAAAUCUUACACUCAUUUCUCUCAGAGAAAAUAUGAAAUUUACUGAAAACCAAAAGAGAAAAACUACAUUUUGUCCACAAUUCUGAGAUAAUUCAUCAAAUUUAGCUAAACCACAAAGGAGAAAAGGACAAUUUUCGGUCAUUUUCGCUGAAAAUUGUCCUUUUCUUUUCUGUCAUUGCUCAUUUUAACUGCAUGUUGAAUAAUUUUUUAAUCCACACUUUGAAUAUAUAAAGUUUUAUUCGUCACUUUGAUAGAAUUUAUUAAAUUUAGUCAAAGCCUAGCAAGAAAAACUAGAUUUGACCUGAAAAAUCAUAAAAAACUAGAGAGAAAAGAACAAUUUGCUUGUAAAUGUUCGAUCCAUUAGGCUCAGAAAUCACCACUUUAGCUGCAAGUUGCAUCAUUUUUUAAUCCACACUUUGAAUUUAUCCAUCGCGCUUGGAGAAGUUGUUAAAUUCACUGAAAACCGAGAGAAAUAUUUUAUAUUUUUGGCUGAAAAAUCACCUUUUUCUUGCUUAUCUUUGGUCAUUUCAGCUGCAAACCUCCAACAAACUGGUUUAUCUGAGUUUAAAACCACUUCAACUGGUUGAUAUUUUAAUAAUUCUUCGAUUCUUAAACUAGUUUGAGCUGCAGAGAUGCAGAUUUAGUGGAAAACCUGCCAAAUCUGACACCUAAAAUCUAAUUUUAGCGGCAGAGAUUCUGUUCAGUUCUCUGAAAAACUCCAACAAACUGAAGCGAAACUAAACUGGAGAGCAGAAAUUCAGUGGAUAAAAAUUUAAAAUAAACGCUGUGAAGAAAAUGUCUGAGAAAAAGGGAAUUAAAGUGGAAAAUAGAAGCUUGAGCUGCUGGGAAAAACGUUUUGUGGUCAAAUAGAAAGAAAAUCAAAGACAGAGACUGAUAGAAAAGAGUCAAAAAUCUAAAACUGACCGAUUUCACAGAAAACUCGAUGAAAAACUUUAAAACACUUUAAAACUCUAAAAUACUCUUUCAGGCUCCAAAACACACAUUAAGUCGAUUCUGCUCAAAGUUUUAUUCCAUUAUUGUCACAUUCAGCUGCUAAAAGUCAACAAACACAAAAAGCACAAACUUUUUCAUGUCAGUUUCUUUGGUGUAAAACAUUAAAUGCUUUUAAAAACAGCAAAAAUUUGGAGGAAAAAUCCUUCAAACAGCUGCUAGAAUUUAUUAAAAUUAGUCAAAAACACAAAAAACUAACUUCUGUCUCAAGUAAAAAUUCUUCUGUCAAAUAAAUUAUUAAAUGAUUAUAAAAGUUAUAAUAAAAGACAAAUUCAUCCAAAUAGCAGGUAAAAUGAGUCCAAUAUAUGAAGCACAAACUGUUUUUAUCUCAAAUAAAAACUCAAUUUUUAAUGUAGUUUGUUAGUCAAUGAUAAAAUCACAUUUUAAAGUUCAAAUUACGGUCAAAUUUAUUCAAAUAGCAGCUAAAAUAUCAUAAAAUCAUUCCAAAACUGAACCACAGAUUGUUUAAUUGUCAAAUAGAAACUCGUUUCUUGAAAUAAUUUGCUGCAUGGUUGAAAAAUAACAUUUUAAAAGCACAAAUUUGAGACAUUUAGAUGCUCAAAUUUACCCAAAACACACAAUACAAGCAUUUUUAUUUCAAAUAUUAGGUCUAACAUCACAUUUUAAAGUAGAAAUUAUUAUAAAAAUCAUAUUCAACUGUUAUUUUGGUGCUAAAAUAUCCUCAGAUCAGUCAAAAUCUGUUUUUUAUCUCAAAUAAAGCAGUUUUUUACAUUAGAUGAUUAUAAAAUUAUAGUUUAAAGCACAAAUUAGGAGAAACUUUCUUUAUACAGACUAAAUAUUACUCAAAUUUAACCAAAACAUAACCUAAAAACUGUUUUUAUUUGGAAUAUAAAGUCUAAUUUGAAGGGAAUUGUUGUAAAAGAUCCUCAAAUUUUUGAAAAAGUCAUUUUUAAGCUUUAAAAGGAACUAUAUUGUAAAUGAAUUUCAUAUAUGAUUAGAAAUUCGCAUUUUAAGAGAUUUUUUUACAUUAAAUUAUUAUAAAAUUAUGGUUUAAAGCACAAAAUCGGAGACAUUUUCUUCACACAGACUGAAAUUUAUGCAAAUUUACCCAAAACAUAAACUAAAAACAGUUUUUAUUCACAAUAUAAAGUGUGAAUCCCAUUUUAAAGCUGAUAUUUAAGGAAAAUUGUUGUAAAGUUUAAUAAAAUUAGUCAAAUACUGAAGCACAACCUGUUUGUAUCUGAAAUAGAAAAAUAGAAAUUCACAUUUUAAAGUAAAAAUUAAAAGAAAAUUCCCUUUUAACUGGUAUUUUGGUGCUAAAAUAUCCUCAGAUCAGUCAAAAAAAAUGAAGCACAAAUAGUUUUAACGUCAAACAAAACAGUUUUGUUUUAUGAAAUUAUUAUAAAAUUACAGUUUAAAGCACAGAAUAGAGGAAAGUUCCUUUAAAAUCAGGUAUUCAGGUGCAAAAGACACAUUUUUCUUGUUAAUUUUAAGUUAAACUUGAAUAUUCAGGUACAUUUCUGUGAUUUUAAAGCACAAAACAAACAGCAGCAGCAGCUGAUCUUUAACAUUUAAAUAAAAUAAAACACUUAUCUGGAUUUUAAACAAUAAAUGUUCACUUUUAUUAGAGUUUGUUGAAGAUUAUAGCUAAAAAUAAUCUGUUUUAUUCAGAGAAAUACACUAAAUAGCACCAUUUUAGCCUCAAAAAAAUUGAGUUGAGAGAAAUAUUUUAUAUUUUUGGCUGAAAAAUCUUUCUUCUGCCUUUUAAGCAGCACGUUUCCUCACUUUUAAAAGUAUUUCUGAUAUUUUAUCCACCAUUCUAAGAGAAUUUAUCAGACAAAUGAGAAACGGGCGAUUUGGUCCAAAAUAUUUUAUAAUUUUAGUUGAAAAUUGUCCCUUUCUUUCUUUUUGUUUCUCAUUUUAGCUGCUUGUUGCAUCAUUUUUUUAAUCUAAACUUUGAGUUUAUGAAGUUUGAUCCAUCACACUGAGAGAAGUUAGAAAAUAUUACACAUGUCUGGCUGAAAAAUCACCUUUUUCCUGCUUUUCUUUUGUCAUUUGAGCAGGAAACCUCCAAUAAACUGAUUUAUUUGAGUUUAAAACCACUUAAACUGGUUAAUAUUUGACUAAUUCCUCAACAUUCAGACUAGUUUGAGCUGCUAAAUCUGACUAAUUUUAAUUAAAUCUGCUAAAUUUGACUAAUCUUUGCUGCAGAACUGAGUCUGCAGACUGGACUGUUGCUGAAUAGAAUUGAAUUAGUGCUGAAAGCUGCAGGACUCCAGAUAAAACAGCCGUCGUCUUUGUCUCUGCGACGUCUUUUUGUUCUCGUCUUUCUUUUAAACCCUCAGAAACACAGAAGGGUUUUUUUUCUUUAGUCUUUGGAACAGAAGAAAUACUCGUCUUGACUCUCAGCUGGAGGUUUUUCAUCACUUUUCAAACAAAAACUGACGUUUGAGGCGAUAAAAGCAGCAGAUCUGCAUCCAAGAGACUCUUUAAAGCACAUGUGAGGUUUAAGAUGAAGUUUGAGGAGUUUUCUUGCUUAAAAUCCCAUUUUUUCCAGGACGCGGCUGGAUUUUGAGGAUUAAACACCGAUAAAUGCAGCAGAAGUUUUAAAAAGCUGCUCUGAUGUUCUGAAGCAUGAAUCUCUUAUUUUGACCUAAAACCUGAAUGAAACUUUGCAUUUAGUUUCAAAUAAAAGUUUGAUGUCCAACCUGAGAACGUCUCUGGAGGUCAAGGUCAGACGGAUGUUCAGGUUUCUAUGACGACGCUGAGCGGCAGGAGAUUCCUGACGGAGCUGCAGAAAUAAAAGGUGAAUAAACUGUGAGGAGAAGAAGAUCAGAGCCACCAUGGGCUGCAACAUGUGUGUGGUGAAACGUCCGGAGGAACAGUACCGCAUCAUGUUCCAGCAGAAAGGAUGGACCAACUCUCUGCGACCGAUGGACCGACAUGGAACCCUGAAGGCCAGAGGACGACGACCUUCUCAGCUCCCAUUGGAGAGAAGCCAGAACUCCCAGGAGCCUUUGCAGCAGCCGACUUCAGUCCGUAAGAGUCAAAAGAGGAAAGGUACGCUUGUCUGCAGUGGAACAGGAAGCUCCUCCUUCUCGUCCAUCGCCAUGGUAGCGAUCCCCGACUGUGUGGACGAGGCCACGCAGACCGACAUCAGCUUCCAGAACUUUGUUACUCUGAGCAGAACCAGAGGUCACCAUCAUCAUCAUCAUCAUCAUCAUCACGGCCGAGGCUCCUCCCCCCCGCCACCUCCCCCGUCUCCCCCCCUCCCUCACCUGCUGGGACCCUUCAACGAGUUUUGUGUGUUUGAAUACAACGACCCCAACGACUAUUUUGACGUGUCGAAUCAUGAAGUCGAUCGACAGGACGACCUGGAGUACGAGGAGGUGGAGCUUUACAAGUCCAGCCAGCAGGAGAAGCUCGGUCUGACCGUCUGCUACCGGACCGACGAUGAGGAGGAUCUGGGGAUCUACGUUGGAGAGGUGAAUCCGAACAGCAUCGCAGCGAAGAACGGACGAAUCAGAGAAGGAGACCGAAUACUGCAGAUUAACGGAGUUGAUGUCCAGAACAGACAGGAAGCCGUCGCCAUCCUGACCCGAGAGGACAGCAUCAACUUCUCCCUGCUGUUGGCCAGACCCGACACCGAGAAUGAAAACGUUGUGGAUCCGGAGGACGACACAGAGCUGAUGGAUGGAGUAGAUUUACCUCCAGACCAUCGGGCCUCCUUCACCUCCUCCCACCUGUCUGGAUACUACCGGCUCCACCGGCCAGGACCAGGACCAGGACCAGGAGGACCAGAAGGAAGUCCGGCUGAUCCUGGGGGAGGCAGUGAGGGAGUCGGGGGUGAAGAUGAUGAUGAUGAGGAUGAUGAGGAGGGCCGGGGUGAGAAGGAGGACCGGGAGCCUCCAGUGCCACUGCCCCCCCUGCUGGGUCUGGCUCCUCUGCUGUCCACCAGCCAGGACCUGGACAGUGGAGUGGGUCGGACCGACGACAGCACCGAGCCCGACCUGCUGGGAGACCAGACCAGCACCUGCAACACCAACACCACCAACACACCGGGCAGCACCAGGAAGUUCAGACCUGGACCCAGCCCCAGGCCCAGUCCUCGGCCCAGCCCCGGCCUCGGUCCCAGCCCCAGACCGAGCCCCAGUCCUGGGCACGGCCGCGGAGACACCACCCCUCCGUUCCUCCACCUCCGGGAGCUCCAGCUCAGCUCCGACUCGCUGCACGGUCUAGACUGGACCCCCGGGGGAGGACCAGCGGUGUUCAGCCCCCACUACCACCACAGCAAGCACUACCACCACCUCCACCACCAGCCCCCACUGACGAUGAUGAUGAUGAUGCCGGGUCUGACGGAGGAAGAGUGUCGGCGAUACCAGGAGCUGCUGGAGAUAAAGUGCCAGUACGAGAGACGCAAGCAGAGGGAAUCGGCGACAACCGAACGAGGAGACGCCGAAGGAGACCUGGAGGACCAGCAGGGGACAGCAGCACCCGAAGUGGAGGGUGAGGCUUCUUCUUCUUUGGUGGUGGUGGACGUGAACUGCAACGAGACGCUGAGCGAACACGAGAUGGUGCUGAUCGAGGAGGAGGUGCGCCACCUGGAGUUCAAGUGUCGCAACAUCCUGCGGGCGCAAAAGAUGCAGCAGCUCCGAGAAAGAUGUCUGAAGGCCUGGAUAAUGGAGGAGGAGACGGCGGCGAGACCUCCAGAACCAGAUCUGGAGGACGAUAACGACGACGAUGACUCUCACCACCACGAGCUGUCGGCCAUCAACGAGCUGCCGGAGCGCGACAGCAGCAGCGCCUACAACACUGGCGGCGAGAGCUGCCGCAGCACGCCAUUGGUCAGCACCGAGCAGAUCCCGCCCCUCCAGGAAGACGAGGACAGCGAGGCAGGAGGUGGGCGGGGCCUGAUGUCUCCCCUCCUCCCCUUAAGCCGCCUCCCCUCUCUGAACUCCCCCCUCACCCCCCGACGUCACCGAGACCGAGAGCGCCGCCACUCCAACCUCAGCUGCUCCUUCUCCCCAAGCACAUACAGGAAGUACGAAGCAGCCAAUAGCAGCACGGCAAAUGGCUCAAGCUCCACCCCCUCCACACCUUCAAAGUUCAGAUCGCUGAGCAGGGAGGUGGCAUCAUCAUCUAGGAGAGCUGAUGGAGGGCGGAGCUCCAGAGCAGGUGGCGUCCCCAGGAGGCCUGAUGGUGGAAGUGCAGAGUCAAGUCCAUACUUCUCCAGAAGGCGCCACAGUAAACCUCUGGACCGCUACCAGAGCUGUAUGACGCUGCCGUCUGAGGGUCUGGUGGAACCUCUGGACCGGGUCAGGGACCGGGUCGGGGACCGGGUCGGGGACCGGGUCCGGCCGGAGGGCGAGGACAGAGGGAUGGGAACCGGCAGCAGCGGCCUGGCCAGCCCCCGCAGCAUCAACAGCGCCCCCUGUCCUCUGGAGGACCAGCAUGGAGGGGCGUCCAGGCUGGGGCUGGCCUUACCGCUGGGACUGACCCAGUCGUCACCAACCACCUCACCACAGCGCAUGGAGUGGAAGGUGAAGAUCCGCAGCGACGGAACUCGAUACGUGGCGAAGCGUCCGGUCAGAGAUCGACUGCUGAAGGCUAGAGCCUUGAAGAUCCGAGAAGAACGAAGCGGCAUGACGACGGACGACGAUGCUGCCAGCGAGAUGAAGCAGGGUCGAUACUGGAGCAAAGAGGAAAGGAAGCAGCAGCUGCUCAGAGCCCGAGAGAACCGAAGACGAAGAGAGUUCAUGAUGCAGAGUCGCCUGGAUUACCUCAGAGGAGACAGGGAUCCUUCGUGUUCGUCGUCCGGAGUCGCCGAUCAGCUUCAGAACAACAACAACGUCCUGCUGCUGAGCCACAAGAAGCUGACGAGGAGGAGGAACCGCCGAAUCCUGGACAACUGGAUCACCAUCCAGGAGCUGCUGGCCCACGGAUCCAGGUCUCCGGACGGGAAGAAGAUCUACAACCCUCUGCUGUCCGUCACCACCGUAUGAUCGGAGGAAAACUCAGGAUUUACAGGAAGGAGGGGAAACGGUGGAUAAACCUCAAAUAUGAGACAGAAACUGAGCUGAAGCUACGAGGAGGACGAUUAAAGACCUGAAAAGUUCAAAAUAAACCCUUAAAACUGUGAAUAAACCUGGAACGAGUUUUACAAAUAUUCAUGUUAGAUCCUGAAGGAAACACCAGAGAGGAACCGACAUCUUUCCUUCAACCAUCUGAGGAGUUCCUGGUUAAUGUUUCAGUGUAAAGUCCUGCAGCUCUGUGGAACUAGAACAUGAAGAAGAACCCAGAAAUGUCCUCUGUCAGCAGUUACAGUAAAUUAGAAUUCACUUAUAAAUAUUUAACUAUUUACAUCUGUUCACCAUCUGUAGAAAGAUGUUUCACCGUACUGAAUCUCCAACUACUUGCUCCUCUGUUCACUGUUUCUGAGCCAUGCUGCAUUUAUUUUAUUCAUCCAGUACCUUUGAUUUUCGGACUAAAAUCGACCAAAACCAUUCAAAACUUGUCCAAAGUAACAUAAAAUUGUCCAAAUUGACUCAAAAAUGGUCCAAAAAUGUCCAAAAUGACUCAACAAUGGUUGAAAAUAACUCAAAAACACUGCAAACUUACUUGGAAGGGCCUGAAAAUAUCUCAAAAUUUGUCAUUUUAAAAAAGAUUUAAGUCAUUAAGAUCAGUUGAAGUAAUUUUGGAUAUUUUUUAGGCCACAUUUCAGCCUCUACUCAUCGUCAGUAGAAAGAUGUUUCUCCAUGCUGGAUGGAUCUCCAACGACUUGCUCCUCUGUUCACUGUUUCUGAGCCAUGAUGCAUCUAUUUUAUUCAUCCAGUAGCUUUGAUUUUCCUCCCAGUCUAAGUAACACAAAGUUGCUCAAAAUGACACAAAACUUCCUCAGAAUACAUCCAAAACAAUGCAAAAUGACUUGAAACUCGUCCAAAAUAACUCAAAAAUUAUCUCAAAUUGCUUGAAACAUUUCCAAAAUGACUCAAAGUGUGUUUAAAAUGUCCAAUUUGAGUCAUUUUGAACAAUAUUUAGUCCAGUUUUGAAUUCUCUGCUCAUCAUCUGUAGAAUGUUGUUUCACCAUGCUGAAUGUAUCUCCAACAGCCUGCUCCUCUGUUCACUGUUUCUGAACCAUGCUGCAUUAAUUUUAUUCAUCCAGUAGCUUUGCUGUCCCGUCUAAAAUUGUCCAAAACUAUUUGAAACUUGUCCAGAGUAACAUAAAAUUGUCCAAAUUGACUCAAAAUUGGUCCAAAAUAUUUUUUAAAAGUCCAAAAUUAGUCAAGAAUUGUUCAAAAUAACUCAAAAAUGGUUCAAACUUACUUGAAUAGGCUUGAACAUAUCUGGAAGUUUGUUAUUUUAAACAAGAUUUGAGUCCUUAAGGUAAAUUGAAGUCGUUUUUUGUUUUUUUUAUUGAUGCAGUAGCUUCAUCUUUCUUCACAGUUUCUGGCUCUGAUAAAUGGAGUCAUUUUGGUGACACCAUUUAUCACCAUUUUCCCAUGACUUUUGAACCUGCCGGUGGGUUUUGGGGUUUAGAUGGUGAGAAUGUCCUGCUAAACUUAGUAAAGACACAUGUGAAGGGUCUUGUUCUGGUUCUGUUCCCUCCUUUGGACCUUAUGGAGAUGCUCUACAACAGACUGGCAGGUGGAGGCUGAUCUCUGAAGCUUUGGUCUCAGAGUUUCUCCUUAAACUGUUUUAAACUGCAGGAACAAGAUGGGAACUUUUGACCACGUUCCAACUGCAGGCACAGUCCCUUGAGAACCUGUUUUAGGCCCCUUUUUUAGGGAAAAGAACGUAUUAUGAAGCGUUUUUUGAAGACGUCCUCCACUGCAGCAACAAGGUGUGAUUGGGGGUGACUCUGCUGGGGUGUCAGGACUGCAUUAUAACUACCUGAUAAGUGGUGCAUUGGACCUCCUUCCAUGUUUAGAGGCAGCAGAUCCGCAUCACUUUCCACUGCAGGAGCUUUAACAUCUUUUUAGGAUCACUUUACUACAUGCUUCAACAACAAGAACUGUUCCUGUAGAACCUGUCAGGGUUGUUUUCAGAGGCAAAUAAAGUGCCAACUCUGUGUUGGGUACUUCUGAGAAACUGUUUUCCUGAUAUUCUUCAUUGAACAUCAGUACUGCAUCAUAAGUAGCUGAUAAGUGGUGCUGUAGACCCCCUUCCAUGUUUAGAGAUGGCCGUUCCCGGCUGUUUUUUGUGACUGGUGGUGAAACUGUCCAGAGAAAGAUGUCAGGACUGCAUCAUAAAUAGCUGAUAAGUGGUGCUGUAGACCCCCCAUUCCAGGCUGGUGUCCAUUGCAUUAACUUGUGUUCUGUUUUCAGGGUGGAUUUACCAUUUUUGUGUGUUCUGACCACAAGAAAUGUUUCUCUAGAACCUCUUUCGGUGGUUAAAAAAAAAAAAAAAAAAAAAAAGUAUUCAUACUGCGGUACAAACUUCUUCUACUUUACACUGGUCACUAUUACCUCUUGUUUCUGCUUGUGAUGUCCUUACAUUCUUCUCUGUUGUUCCAUUUCCUACUUAGAACUGGCAUGAGGUCCAGGAACUGCUACUUGUUGCUGGUUUUCUACCCACUUCAAACUGUUAAAUCUUGCACAGCAGAGUUCCUCCAGUGGAAAGCUGCCUCUUGUUGUCUUCCAGAUACAGCAUUUACUGGUGGUGCAUCUGUAAAUCAGUUCAAACUGAGGUGAAGUCGCAUCUGUAUGAAUCAAAAAUGCAUUUGUGCUUAUUCCAAGUCUUUCCUAAGAGAGGCUGAAGGGUUAGAAAAGAAAAAAAACUCUAGAAUUGGUCAGAGAUGGUACACAGCAUUACAAGUACCUGAUAAGUGUUGCUGGAGAUCCCCUUCCACGUUUACAGAUGACUGUUCCUGGUCAUUUUCCACUGCAGGAACUUGGUGUAAAUAGUGGUGAACCAGCCUGGAGAGGAAAAUCAAGACUGCAUCAUAAGUACCUGAUAAGUGGUACAUUAGAUUCCCUUCCAUGUUAACAGAUGGCAGCUCGUCAUAAUUUCCUACAACAGGAACAAGGUGGGAUUGGUGUUGAAACUGCCCAGAGAUGAACAUCAAGACUGCAUCAUAAGCACCUGAUGAGUGAUACAGUAGACCCCAUCCCGCUGAUGAAAGAUGGCAGUUCCUGGUCAUUUUCCAUUGCAGAAACUUGGUUUGAAUAGUGGUGAAAUUGCCUGGGGAAAAAUUUAAGACUGUACCUGAUAAGUGGUGCCACAUUCGUCAUCCCUUGUUCAGAAAAAUGGCCGUUACAGGUCAUUUUUACCGCAGUAAUUUAAACAGUGGUGAAACCGCCCAGAGACUAAUAUCAGGACUGCAUCAUAAGUACCUGCUCAUUGCUGCCUCCUGUGGCUAAAACUCCUCAUUACCAGCAGUGGAAUAUGGGAUUAAUGUACAGAAAUUUAUAGCUGUGAUGCUGAGAAAUUAGACAAAUUAUUCAAAGUUUUAUGAAGACACGGUAGAAAACGGACCAACAGUGUGAACCGAGGGGAAAAUAUUCCACUUUUAUAUCCGUCUGUUUUUGAUUUUUUGUAAGUUAUCUUAAAGAGUUUCAUAUCUUGCCUUUUAAUCAUUUGUGAAAUCACAAAUGCCUUUGAAAAUGGUAUUUUUUAACAUUAUUAUGUGUUAAACUGUCGAUAUUUAACAUCAAACUAGAAUUUUAUACAUUUUGUACGUUUUGUUGUGAGUUUUUCCUGCAGGAUGGUUCACAGUGAGGUCAAGGAUUCUGGACCGAUGUACAACGAGAUCAGAAAUGCAUGAGUUUUAGUACUGAAUUAUUAUUGGAUAGAAUUCUUGUUGUGUACAAAAAGCCUUAUUCGGACAUUUUUAGUAGUCAAAGAUGUGAAAGUGCAAAACAAUUAAAGUUAAAGUGAAAGCAGAA